AUGACGACCGAUUACAGCAAGAAGACCAACGCAGAGCUGGUCGAAAUCCUCAAGUCUCGGAAUCUUCCGCAUAACGGCAAGAAAGCGGAAAUGGUGGCUCGCCUCCAGGAGGAUGAUAACAAGGCCGCCGAGGCUACGAAAACGACAACCGAAUCUGCGGCUCCAGCAGCAGCGGAUGAUGUCAUCGAUUGGGAGGAUGACGAAGUCCCUGCCACGGAGGCCGCUGCGAAGAGCUCCACAGAGGCUGGGGCUGCUACCAUCGCGGCCGGUGGAAAGGGGGAAGUGCCCAACCCUGUUGCUGUACCCAACCAGAAGCUAGACACCGAUCCUGCUACCACAAACGACCUUAAGGUUGAAUCGGAGGGUGCUGCUGCUUCUGCGGAGGUGAAGCCUGAGGCUGCCACGGACGCUGCCGCUACCGCUACUACAGAAGAAGCCGAGCAGAAGCCGGCUCCGAACUUCGCUGCGGGCCUUCCAAUUACGGAGAUGGAGGAGGAGUUGAAGAAGCGUAAGGCUCGGGCGGAGAAGUUCGGAAUCACGGAGGAGUCCAAGGCUGCCAUUGAAGCUGCAGAGAAGCAGCUGGAACGGGCGAAGCGGUUCGGCUCAGCUGCCGUCGCGGCCCCCACAACCGAGGUUGGGGUGAAGAAGCUGGAUGAGGCACUUCCGGAGGAGAAGUCGCGCAAGCGUGGUCGUGUUGAGAAUGAACAGGGUGGUGGUCGGGGAGGAAAGAGACGCGAUUUCGGUGGCGGCCGGAAUAAGUCCCGGCGACAGGGUCGCGGGAAUCGCAACCAGGGUCAAGGUCAGACUCAGCGCCAGCAGCAGCAGAAUGGAGGUGGAAACAAGGGUAGCAGUCUGAGUGAAAAGGACGCCCAGGCUUUGGAAGCCAGGAAGAAGAGAUUCGGAUAG
Aspergillus aculeatus ATCC 16872 is the source of this 906-nucleotide messenger RNA. Its product is annotated as SAP domain-containing protein. Gene Ontology annotation, biological process: poly(A)+ mRNA export from nucleus. Lineage: Eukaryota; Fungi; Ascomycota; Eurotiomycetes; Eurotiales; Aspergillaceae. Gene Ontology annotation, cellular component: nucleus. The transcript has a single exon. The coding region runs from base 1 to 906 and encodes 301 amino acids. The record is from RefSeq and is a predicted model, not a curated record.